CAGCCCAUGCAAGUUGAAACAUCUCCAAAUAUUUGAAUGUUCCCUUCACGUUCUCAAAGGGCGCGUCCCAUCCGAACCCUUACUGGCAGCCUCUCCGGUAUUUGACAACAAAAAUUUGGUAGUUGUUGUUGUGGAAUGGCUUGGAAUGAAUUAUUUUAUUGUUCUUGUAGCGAGUGUGUGUGAUUUGGUUCUAAAAUAGUCAUGAGAUCUUAUUCCUUUUCUUUGAAUUUACAACAUUUCUCCUGUUCGGGACUGUCUAGAUCCCCGAAACGACACACCUCUGUCCUCGUAUCGUCUCGCCUCGCCUUCCUUUCAUCAUCUCAGUUUCGCGGCGUCGCUUCCAAUUUCUACUCUCCUCUCAAGCUACAGUUAAAACGAUCCCAAAAUGCACAAAAGCGACGUCGACGAUUCCGGCACCACGAUAAGUGUAGCGCCACCAAUGAUGAUGACUCGAUGGGAAUUUCUUCUUUUGAUGACUGGAUUGUUGACGAUUCGGUGGCAGCCUAUAUGUUUUCUUCAUCCAGUGAUGGGGAAUAUAGCGAUGGAGAAAUCGUGCUAAACCCUUUGGCCGAGGUGGAUUUGCCUCCUGUCUCAGGUGAUGAUUCUGUAUCCAUGCGGUCCUUGACUUCCUGUCGCUUUUCUUCGCUUGGAAGAGCCCAGAAGAAACACAGGAUAAACGUUGGGCUAUUGAACAACUUGGUUCUCAUAAUCUUCCUGACAUCCGUUCUUUUACUUGUUGAUUGGUGUGGCUGGAAAAUUGUGAGGCUACCCUUGUCACAAUUCUACUUGACCUCUCCAUUUUUCAUAUCUUUGGUCUUAGCAGCAUGUGCAGGUUACAUUUGUGUACCUUAUCUUAAGACUCUUGAGUUCCAUCAAAUAAUUAGGAAAGAAGGUCCUUCUAGACAUUCGAAAAAGCAGAGGACCCCAACUAUGGGCGGACUUUUCUUUCUACCAGUUGGUCUAUUUGUUUCGAAUUUUGCGACUGGUUUUUCUUCUGUUGAAGUUGCCGCAGCUGGAGCAGCAACCUUAGCAUUUGCUACAAUUGGACUACUUGAUGAUGCCUUGUGCGUCAUUAAGCAACACAGCAAUGGCUUAUCUCCAUGGUUGAGGCUAUUUUUGGAGGUUUCUGUUGGGAUUUGGUUUUCGUUUUGGUUGAAUGCUACAAAUUUGUCUUCGCCCUAUGGCAUGAAAAUGCUGGUUCCUCUACCUGCUCCACUGGGCCUUGUGUGCUUUGGAAAAGUUUACCUAUUGUUGACUUCAUUUUGUUUUGUUUCCAUGGGGAAUGGGGUUAACUUAACAGAUGGUCUUGAUGGUCUGGCUGGAGGGACUGCUGCAUUAGCCUUUAUUGGAAUGUCAAUUGCAGUGCUUCCAGUAUGCCCUGAGCUUGCUAUAUUUGGAGCAUCAAUGGCUGGGGCCUGUGUUGGUUUUCUUUUGCACAACCGAUACAAAGCAUCUGUGUUUAUGGGUGAUACUGGAUCCUUGGCCCUCGGUGGCGCAUUAGCUGCAAUGGCUGCUUGUACUGGAAUGUUCUUUCCCUUAUUCCUUUCAUCUGGUAUAUUUGUUAUCGAAGCAUCAUCUGUUAUUCUACAGGUGGUAUACUUUCGAACAACAAAGCGCUUGCAUGGAACUGGGCGCCGCUUGUUUAGAAUGGCACCUUUCCAUCAUCAUCUGGAAUUAGGCGGGGUCAAAGAACCUGUGAUUGUUGCUGGUGCAUAUGUUGUAUCCUGUGUGUUGGCUUUAUUUGCUGGUUAUGUGGGCCUUAUAUCGGCAUAAUAUCUGUCAUCAUUUUCAUUCAUCUCGAUUUUGUUCCCUUAGUUAGAGUCAUAAAAGGUGUUCUCAUUUCCCGAAUAUUUCUAGAACUUACAUUUGGUCCCGUUUUAUGGUGUUACUUGGACCUAGGUAUUAGUGCCGGAUAUGGAUGACGGUAUGUUCAUUUUUUUUUUUUUAAGAUUUCUUCAUGUAUUUGGAAAGUCAUAUUUCCAUAUACAUGUUCAAGUACGUGUUGGACACAAUUGUCAGGCACGUAUGUCAGAACAAUAAAGAGUUAGAGCAACGUAGCCAUAGUGGUUUAGAAGAAAAGACAUGGAAAAGGUAGGAAUUGAUGCAUGCAAGUUCAAGUUGAAGUUCAACCCUGUGAAGCUGAUUGUAACAUGAGCCUUAGACUGUGAUCCUUAACCUAGGAUGAAUCAGAGUUUACAGUUCUAUAAGUUUUUUGGGUUCAUGUAAUUGAAGCCAUUUGUCUUCUUUUUUUUUUUUUUAUUAUAAA
Gossypium arboreum is the source of this 2266-nucleotide messenger RNA. Its product is annotated as phospho-N-acetylmuramoyl-pentapeptide-transferase homolog. The coding region runs from base 202 to 1773 and encodes 523 amino acids. The transcript has 7 exons. Gene Ontology annotation, molecular function: phospho-N-acetylmuramoyl-pentapeptide-transferase activity. Gene Ontology annotation, biological process: cell wall macromolecule biosynthetic process; cell wall organization. Gene Ontology annotation, cellular component: membrane. The record is from RefSeq and is a predicted model, not a curated record. NCBI's taxonomy places the organism in Eukaryota, Viridiplantae, Streptophyta, Magnoliopsida, Malvales, Malvaceae.